Molecule: messenger RNA, 2255 nt
Organism: Pecten maximus
Lineage: Eukaryota; Metazoa; Mollusca; Bivalvia; Pectinida; Pectinidae
Exons: 2
Coding region: 152-766 (204 amino acids)
Biological process (GO): multicellular organism development
Cellular component (GO): extracellular region
Molecular function (GO): hormone activity
Source: RefSeq, a predicted model, not a curated record
AAAUACUAGAGAUCUGCAGAUCUGGGGACAUAGACCGGAGUCGCUCAGACCUCUCGCCUAGUAGCGUGGCAUUGACUCCACACUAUAUGGCUAUUUCUGUUGUGAAGUCCUGAUCCUAUAGUCACGGAAAUUUUAUUCAGACACAUAAAAAAUGAGGUUCCAAAACAAGUCAGUGCUCUUUGUGUCUAUCUUGAUGAUAUACAUUACGACUGUUCACACAUACGCUUUAGAAAAGGCUGCAAGUGAUAUUCUGUUAGACCAGCAUAAUGCAGAGAAUCAGGAUGUUCAGACGUCAUUUGAAAAACGAGCAAUGCCUCUGUCAUUGAAUGGAGAUCUACGCAUGCUCGCCCGGAUGUUAUUCGCAUCGCAACGGCGUCGCCGUGUUGAUCAAUAUGCCAGCGUGAGACAGCAAAUGGCUCAGCUGGGCAAACGGAGCAGUGAUCCACCAUUUGACAAGGACGAAGAAGAUUCAAUGAGAAACGGUCAGGAUGAAACGCCACAACUCACAGAGCAUCAGACAAAAGUCAAACCCGCCAUUUCAAAAUUUCAACUUGUAUCAACAGAUGAGCUGAAGAACUUACAGAAGUUACAUUCAAGACCAUCGUUGGGGAAUGACAAUGUCGAUGAGUUUCAAAAGAGGGGUCAAAGGUUAUCGAUAAAUGGAGCCUUAUCGUCUCUGGCGGACAUGCUGGCAGCGAGUGGCAGACGACGCCUUGAGGAGGAGCUCGCUGUAAACAAACAACGACUUCUGAAGCUGGGACGCUAACAAGGGACGGGCGUUAAUAGGGUUUCAGGCCACACCUUUGUCAAGUGAGGAUACGUGUUUUAAAUAACAGGGAACGUUGAUAUUUUUCAUGAAAUCUAUACAGAUAUAUUUUAGAGAUACAUAUACAUUCAUUGGAGCUGGUGUCGACAUGGGUUCGUUCUCUUGUGUUUUUUCCCAUCGAUGCAUAUUGUGUGUGCCAGUGUCUACCUAUCGUGCUAUGCUAACAAUUGAACUUACUUAAGUAACAAGUCUUUGCGAAUUUCGGUACUUUUGGGUUUUAUAUGUUUUCUGGUUUGACUGAUAUUUAUUAAAGAUAUCUCGUAAUUUUGUCAUUUCUGUGGUAGACUUUAAAACAUAGCUUGAUUUAGUACCAAGGAAGCGUUCUAUUUUUUUCAGAAGUGUUUCGAGCUAACAAAAAGACGUUCGCGAAAUGACGACAAUAUGUCACUCUCGACAAAACAUUGUCAAGGGUUUUGUGAUUCUGAAUAAUUACCAUGACCACGCGAUUCGAACUCCGGACCUCGGGCUUCCCACUUCUAAAGGUUAGGAAGUUCUGUAACUCGCUACUAGAAAGCGAUGAUUGUCUAUGAUGAUGCGGUAACUGAAUCCUAGAUAACGAUAAAGCUAGAUAUUUAAAUGUUUUAUUAGUUCCAAAUACGGUUUCUACAAAAAUGCCAUGACAAAUAUAUGCUGUAUUACUUAUUGUGAAAUGAUAUGACACGGUCAACAUAUCAAGUUACAUGUAUCAUAGGUACAAAUAUUAGGAAAACGCUCUCCUUCAUCCUCUUUCAGAAGAAAUUCAUACUCAUUUGUUCAUACGAACAUAUUUUCACGAGAAUUGUUAAAACAAACCAUCUGUGCUUCUAUCAUUUCUUAAGUUGUGGAAAAUAUAAUGUUGCAGAAAAAAACCCGUACAUGAUGAAUAUGUAAUUAUGUCAGCAUUUGAUUAAUGGAAUAGUAACUGGAAAACAUUUCGUCUGAGUUAAACCAUUGUCAAAAAUUACACAAUAAAAUCAAAUAAAGCUAUAACUCUUAUUAAUCGUUUCUUAAUUUUCGGUACGGACAAAUAUUGGAAAGGUGACACAUUAUUGUAGUGACUGAAUCUGACGGCGAUAUAAGCCUUCUCAGGAACUGCGUACACAGCUGAUAUAUAAAAAAAAUAGGUGCAUUUAAUUCCGAAUCGGUUACACAGUUCUAUUAUAGGGAAGUGUACAAUAAAUUCAGUUCAUCCGGAUAUACCUAAUUUGUACCCCUUUAAAACUUUCUUCAUCAUUAUAAACUACUAAGUUUAUAGUAGAGUACGUAUAUACAUUUUUGAACAGUGCAUAAAUAUAUAUAUAUGUGUGUGUGUGUGUGUGUGUGUGUGUGUGUGUGUGUGUGUGUGUGUGUGUGAGUGUAUGUGUGUGUGUAUGGUCUUGUGUUGUUUCCAAGAUGCUAUUUUGGCAGAAAUGAGGGAAAUGCGAUUCAGUAAAAACGUUAAACAAUGACA